GUUAUCCAAUCAGGGACGUUGGACUGGGAACUGUCCAAUCAGGCACACAGCUGGAGCGGACAAGGGCGGCUUCCGGGAUAUGGCGGGGCCUUUGUCUCUUGCUGCCGCUGGAGCUGCAGGUCUGUCUUCACUGAUCUGUAUCCUCUGCUCCUAGAGGCCCCGCGUUUGUGGCGCUGUUACCAGCAGGUAUUGGAGAUCCACAGCUAAGAUGCCGGGACCCCCUAGAAGCCUAGAAAUGGGACUGUUGACAUUUAGGGAUGUGGCCAUAGAAUUCUCUCUGGAGGAGUGGCAACACCUAGACAUUGCACAGCAGAAUUUAUAUAGAAAUGUGAUGUUAGAGAACUACAGAAACCUGGCCUUCCUGGGUAUUGCCGUCUCUAAGCCAGACCUGAUCACCUGUCUGGAGCAAGGAAAAGAGCCCUGGAAUAUGACGCGACAUGAGAUGGUGGAUAAGUCCCCAGGUAUAUGUCCUCUUUUUGCUCAAGACCUUUGGCCAGAGCAGGGCAUGGAUGAUUCUUUUCAAAAAGUAAUACCCAGAAGAUAUGAAAAAUAUGGACCUGAGAAUUUACAGUUAAGAAAAGGCUAUAAAAGUGUGGAUGAGUGUAAGGUGAACAAAGAAGGUUAUAAUGGACAUAACCAGUGUUUCACAACUGCCCAGAGCAAAGUAUUUCAAAGUGAAAAAUAUUUGAAAGUCUUAUUUAAAUUUUUAAAUUCAAACAGACAUAAGAUAAGACAUACUGAAAAGAAAUCUUCUAAAGGUAAAAAAUGUGUCAAACCAUUUUGCAUGCUUUCACAUAAAACCCAACACAAAAGCAUUUAUCAUAGAGAGAUGUCCUACAAAUGUAAAGAAUGUGGAAAAACCUUUAAUUGGUCCUCAACCCUUACUAAUCAUAGGAAAAUUUAUACUGAAGAGAAACCCUGCAAAUGUGAAGAGUAUGGCAAAGCUUCUAAGCAACUCUCAACCCUUACUACACAUGAAAUAAUUCAUGCUGGAGAGAAACUCUACAAAUGUGAAGAAUGUGGUGAAGCUUUUAAUCGACCCUCAAAUCUUACUACACAUAAGAUAAUUCAUACUGGAGAGAAACCUUACAAGUGUGAAGAAUGUGGCAAAACAUUUAUCUGGUCAUCAACCCUUACUGAACAUAAGAGAAUUCAUACUAGAAAGAAACCCUACAACUGUGAAGAAUGUGGCAAAGCAUUUAUAUGGUCCUCAACCCUAACUAGGCAUAAGAGGAUGCACACUGGAGAGAAACCCUACAAAUGUGAAGAAUGUGGCAAAGCUUUUAGCCAAUCCUCAACCCUUACUACACAUAAGAUAAUUCAUACAGGAGAGAAACGCUACAAAUGUUUAGAAUGUGGCAAAGCUUUUAAGCAACUCUCAACUCUUACUACACAUAAAAUAAUUCAUGUUGGAGAGAAACUCUACAAAUGUGAAGAAUGUGGCAAAGGUUUUAAUCGAUCUUCAAAUCUUACUACACAUAAGAUAAUUCAUACUGGAGAGAAACCUUACAAGUGUGAAGAAUGUGGCAAAGCUUUUAUCUGGUCCUCAACCCUUACUAAACAUAAGAGAAUUCAUACUAGGGAGAAACCCUACAAAUGUGAAGAAUGUGGCAAGACAUUUAUAUGGUCCUCAACCCUAACUAGACAUAAGAGGAUGCACACUGGAGAGAAACCCUACAAAUGUAAAGAAUGUGGCAAAGCUUUUAGCCAAUCCUCAACCCUUACUACGCAUAAGAUAAUUCAUACUGGAGAGAAACCCUACAAAUGUGAAGAAUGUGGCAAAGCCUUUAACUGGUCCUCGACUCUUACUAAACAUAAGAUAAUUCAUACUGAAGAGAAACCCUACCAAUGUGAGAAAUGUGGCAAAGCCUUUAAGCAGUCUUCAAUCCUUACUAACCAUAAGAGAAUUCAUACUGGAGAGAAACCCUACAAAUGUGAAGAAUGUGGCAAAUCUUUUAGCCGGUCUUCAACUUUUACUAAACAUAAGGUAAUUCAUACUGGAGUAAAACCCUACAAAUGUGAAGAAUGUGGCAAAGCCUUUUUCUGGUCCUCAACCCUAACUAAACAUAAGAGAAUUCAUACUGGAGAGCAACCCUAUAAAUGGGGAAAAUGUGGCAAAGCUGUUAACCAGCCCUACCUCACCACGGAUAGGAUAACUCAUUGGAGAGAAAUAUUGCAAGUAUGAAUAAUGUGCCAAAGCCUAUGAAAGUCCUCAAUUCUUAGUAGAUAUAAGAUUAUUCACACUGGAGAGAAACUACAAACCUGAGGGAGGUGCUGAUGCUUUUGACAAUACCUCAAACUUUAAAGAAAAUCAUUCUGCUGAAAAAUCCUAGAAAUGUGAAGAUGUGACAAAGCCUUUAAAUGAUUGUCACACUUGAUUGUAGGUAAGAUAAUUCAUACUGGAGAACUACCAGUGUGAACAAUGUGGCCAGGCUUCGAACCAAUGCUCACACCUUAUUGCACAGGAAAGCAUUUAUACUUCAGAACAAAUGUACAAAUAUAGGCAAAGUAAAAAAGCCAUUAAUGCCUGCCCACAUCUUACUCAAAAUCAUAGAGUUCAUACUAAAUAAAAGCAUUAAAAU
Messenger RNA from Mandrillus leucophaeus (drill), 2582 nucleotides. RefSeq names its product zinc finger protein 254-like. The record is from RefSeq and is a predicted model, not a curated record. Gene Ontology annotation, molecular function: DNA-binding transcription factor activity; RNA polymerase II cis-regulatory region sequence-specific DNA binding. Gene Ontology annotation, biological process: regulation of transcription by RNA polymerase II. Lineage: Eukaryota; Metazoa; Chordata; Mammalia; Primates; Cercopithecidae.